CGUGCAGGUAUCACAGCUGAUCUAAAUGAUGACGGAUUCAUGCUCUCUUUUCACAAACUAUUCACAACUUUAAGGAGAAGUGCAGCACUGACCCCAUUCUCCUCUUUUCAGACUGAAACUUUCAGAGCAGGUGAAUUACCUGCAGUAAUCCAACGCUACCGGGGGCCGCCUCAGUUUUUGUCAAACCGGUUUGACGUGUCCGUGUUAUUUAUGACCUACGGGGAAGUGAAGCACCGUGUCGUUGUCGGCUUCAACUUUUUUAAGCCCGUUGUUUCUGUCUGUUGUUGCUUUGCAACGCAGCGAUUUUAAUUGUCAUUUUUUGUUUUGUUUUCCUGUCGCAACACCGAGAAUGAAUAUGUUCAGAAGAGAUAAAGGCUCAACAACUCCGGUGGUCCCACCAAGACCCAGCAAGGAGGAUCUGGAGAACCCUACUGAGCACGGCCGGAGCACACAGCCCGCAGGCCCGACCGCCAACAGUGACGUCACAAACGAGCUGAACCCAAAGACCAAGAGGACGGGAGUGAUGGGAGUCAUGCAGAAGGUCAACCCAUUCAAGUCCACGUCACAGGCGUCCUCCACAGUCAGCAACUCUUCGUCCUCAGAGUCACUAGAACAGGGAACAGACUCGUCACAGAACCCUGGUGUGCUGAGAGGAGUCAUGCAGAAGGUUAACCCAUUCAAGUCCUCCUCCCAGGCGUCCUCCACAGUCAGCAACUCUUCAUCCUCAGAGUCACUAGAACAGGGAACAGACUCGUCACAGAACCCUGGCGUGCUGAGAGGAGUCAUGCACAAGGUCAACCCUUUCAAGUCCUCCUCCCAGGUCUCCAAAGCGCCAUCCGCGGAGUCGCUGGAGCAGGGACAGGGGUCAGACUCUAAUCAGAACCCCAGUAAGCUGAAAGGUGUGAUGCAGAAAGUCAACCCGUUCAAGUCGUCCACACAGCUGCCAAAGACAGAUCCUCUAACUGAUUCUGAAGAUCCUCCAGAAACAGAAACAGAGCGUCAAGGCAAACAGAAUCCAGGGAUGAUUGCAGGAAUGAUGCAGAAAGUCAACCCAUUCAAAUCCUCACAGCCAAAGGACACCCAGCCUCUACACAGUGACCUCUCCUCCAGCAGUGGGAGCUUAGCAGACAAUAACAACGUGCCGGAGAAGCAGAACCCCGGGAAGUUCAAAGGGAUGAUGCAGAAAGUUAACCCCUUCAGGUCGAACACACAGAUUCCAGGCGAGGAAUGUCAGACGGACUCGGCUGUACCUAAUCCAACUUCCUCUUCGAUGACGCAGGAAAACCGAGCUCUCCACAGCGAUCAGUCCUCCAGCUCUGACAGUAUAGACGACAGCACCAUCGAGAGACACUCUAUCUGGUACACUGAUGUCGACCCCACCUGCGAGGUGAGAAGCCAGCCAACAGCUCCGCCAAAGAAAAGAACCAUGACUUUCAGAAUAAAGCGGAUUCUGCCCACUGCAUUGUUUGGGUCCGGAACAAAGGACUCCUCAUCCGAUGCCCAAGCACCGCCCCAGGAAGUGGUGGAAGUUCAGACGCUACAGAUGGCUGAAGUACCAGUACCCAGUGAAGGAACCGAACUGGACCCUCUAGACGAUGAGGAAGGUCUCUUAGCGUGGUGGAAAACAGUCGAAGGCUGGGAAGAGUGGAAUGAGGCCAACCAGAACGAUGAACCUGAAGAAGUGGUGGAACAAGCAGCCGAUCGUGUCUUCAUGGCUGCUCGACUUUUUGUCCGCUUUUUCAACCAGCGCGGCGGAUCGCUCCAGCAGCGAAUCCUGGAGCUGCUGGCUUUGGCCGACGCAGCAGAUCAUUUUCAUAAGAAAACAGUCACGGCCAGUGUUGGCGGUGGGGUGGCCAGCGUGGCGGGGUCCAUCACCACCAUCACCGGCCUUGUUUUGGCGCCCUUCACGGCAGGAGCAUCGCUCAUCGUCACAGCUGUAGGCAUCGGUGUGGCUACGGCGGGCGGGCUGGCCUCGGCUUCAGCCAACAUCACUGACACGGUUCAUUCGAAGACGGACCGCAAGAAGGUGGAGAAGAUGAUCCAAGACUAUGAGGAUGAGAUGAAGGACAUCAAGGACUGCCUGGAUUUUUUGCAGGAAGGAAUGGAGACACUUGAAGAAUGGGACUUCGAGCAGUAUGCUGAGAGCAUAGCAAAGAAGCACCUUAACCAGAACGUCAAACACGUGAUGAAGGAGGGCGGCCGGGCCGGCAAGGCUUUAGUGAUCAACACAGAGAGCCUGAUUAAUACCGUUCAGGUCCUCGGUGUAGCAGGAGGUGCUGCAAAAGCAGCCCAGGUGAUGAGCGUCACCACCGGGGUCAUGUCGGGGCUCUUCCUGGCUCUCGACGUCUUUUUCCUGGCAAAGGAUUCCAUAGAGCUCCGAAAGGGAGCAAAGACAGACUUUGCUGCUAAGAUUCGAGAAGUUUGCAAGGACCUGCAGGACGGGCUGCUGGAGCUGAACCGCAUCAAGGAACAGCUGCAGAAAACCAUGGAUGGGAUAGAGGUGGAGGUCGAGGAGGAGGAGGACGAAGAGCUGCUGAAGUCUGAUCUGAAGAAACUCAUCGAGUUGGAAGAAUGAAGUGACGGUGGUUAGAAAACCAAAAACAAUCACCUUGUUAUUACUCCAAAGAGCUGUUCUGAAGUAAAAUGUAUUUUAAAUAUUUAUUAGUUGUAUUAAUUUUAAAUUUAAGUAGCACAUUGUUUGCUAUGUUGAACUAAUGUUAUUUUCUUCACAAUAAAAGUGGUUCCUAUGUAUAUAUCUAGCCUGUUUUAAAUAAAGAAAAAAAAAAAACAAA
Messenger RNA from Centropristis striata (black sea bass), 2792 nucleotides. RefSeq lists its product as uncharacterized. Bases 350 to 2575 code for a protein of 741 amino acids. Gene Ontology annotation, cellular component: extracellular region; membrane. The record is from RefSeq and is a predicted model, not a curated record. Gene Ontology annotation, molecular function: lipid binding. NCBI's taxonomy places the organism in Eukaryota, Metazoa, Chordata, Actinopteri, Perciformes, Serranidae. The transcript is spliced from 24 exons. Gene Ontology annotation, biological process: lipid transport; lipoprotein metabolic process.